Vollenhovia emeryi is the source of this 2108-nucleotide messenger RNA. RefSeq lists its product as uncharacterized. Lineage: Eukaryota; Metazoa; Arthropoda; Insecta; Hymenoptera; Formicidae. Bases 110 to 946 code for a protein of 278 amino acids. The record is from RefSeq and is a predicted model, not a curated record. The transcript has 7 exons.
UUAAUAUUUACUUAUUCAUAUAUUACGUGCCUGCGAAUGUCGGUAUGCAAGCCACUCUAAACAAGUCACACACACGUGUUGUCUCCAUGGAGAUCGCAGGUGUGUAAAAAUGGAGAUUGAUCCGAAAUUCACGUUCGUGCCGUUGAAUGAAAAAAUCUACACCGGGAUUAACGACAAAAAUACGCAGGAAUAUCUGUGUAAAUGGGGCAUAAAGGGGAAUUUUGUCAUCCAGAAUUUUUCAUUCAACGAAUCGUUCCAGCAGUAUCAUAAAUAUCAGCUCGCUAAUGCGUUUUUUAAAGAUGAUACUGUUGCAAAAGCACUGCUGUCCAAACAAGGCUGCGCCUGGGUAAAGCAAGGUAUACGAGCAUCAAAUGUGCAGGUAAAACAAGUGCCAUGUUCAGUCUUAAAUAUGUCGUUCUUCAAUAAACUGAAGGAUCCGAAUAACGGGAUUGUGAAUAAUUCUGGGAUGAUCUGUAAAAGAUAUGAUUUGCAAGUAGAAGAUUUUCUGGUGUCUGACAAUCUGCGUGGUAUGCUUCUGGAUGAAGAGUCAGAAGAAUACAAUCUAUAUUCGGAAGACGAGAAACGUGAGUUUGCAUUCCGAAUUUUUCAAAUGUUCGUUCUUGGUGGAACAUUAUGUCAGUACGAAGAUGCACUGCAACCGUACCUCGAUGUUACUAAAACUAUCUAUAAGGAUGUCAUAAGAGUUGAGAAACAGAAUACUUCAAAUGAUUUGUUCGUAAGCACUUUAGUGUUAGAAAUAGUAGCCAAGGAUGGCAAAGACCAAGACUACUUUCCAUCUGAUUCCAGCAACAGGCAAAAUAUUGCAUUUCUAUUGAUAGACGCUACUUCUCACGAAAUCACGACUUUUAUACAUCAAUAUGGAGUUGGAGAUCGCGCUUUGCUAAUCGUAAAGUGGGGAAGGAUAUCUCGGAGUAAAAAGGAGUGAUUCAAUCGACAGGCGAAUGAUAACGAAGUAUAGAGUAGUGGGGAUAUCUAUGUGAAUGUACAUUUCUUUCACCAGUAUUACUCAGAGCUCGUGGCGUACCACAAGUGAUACGUUCCGCGGCCUAUCUGUUUCUCAAGUUUUACCCAAAGUUCUCGAAAUUCUUUCUCGGGACAAUUACUUGAGAUAAAAAUUGUAUCUGUGCAUGACUUUGCGAUGGACAUGUGUUUGUACAUUAAUUUGUUUACUGUGUUUUUUUUUUCAUGGAGAUACUUGGUCCGCUAAUCUUUCAUAUUGUCGAAUCCAAGAAAAUUUAAGUGAUUGGUUCCUGAUAAUUUAUCUAUUUCUGAAACAUCUUAGUCGAAUCAUCAGUCCAUUAUUUCACAUUGAAAAGGACUUUUUCGAAAAGAUUCGACUACUCGAUAAAACGUUAGCUUAAUGAUGACUAAUGAGUCCAGAUAAAGUGUUUCGUGCUUACGUCAGUUCUAAAAAAAGUAUCAAAUGGUAUUUGUCGUGCCUUAUUUGUUUUCAUAAAAGGAUUUAAUUGUUUACAAUAUCGUAAUAAAAUAAAAGUUAUGUAUCUUUGUUGAUAACUUUUUUUUUAAUUGUAAUCUUUUUUUCAUGCAGAAUUUUAUUCAUAUAUAGCUUCAGAUUUGAUUACUUUCGAGAUUAAAAAAUUCAAUUGACCUCGAUAUGUAUAUGCAUAAUGUUUUACUUCGGGAAUCAUUUGUAAGUAUCUGUAAAAUAUUCUUGGAGUCGUAUUGCGUGUCACGAAUUACUGUUAUUAGAACAUUAGGUAGUACACAUUCUUGCGUGACAUUCAUGAGUCAGUCAACGUUUCGCGUUGUAAUUAAAGUUACAACAAUUACUUAAAAGAACUACUACAUAAUAAGGACUAAUUUAUUAGUCUGUUUUUAUUAGUAUUAGUCUGUUGCAUUAUAAGAAUUACUUGCAUCACAAGAAUUACUAGUUAUCCGAAUAUUAUAAACUUGAUAAAAAAUUUGGGUUUAUUCAAAAAACGUUAAAAAAUCCCUUUGUUUUAUAAAAUAAGCAUAUAAUUUUAUAUUACAGUUUUAAAAAAACAGAUGUUGACAUCUUAUCCCAAAUUCGUAAGAAUUAAACAUGUUGCUACGAAUAAUAAUAAGAUUCAAUCUUAAUUCCAAUA